Molecule: messenger RNA, 3471 nt
Organism: Penicillium cataractarum
Lineage: Eukaryota; Fungi; Ascomycota; Eurotiomycetes; Eurotiales; Aspergillaceae
Product: putative nuclear pore complex subunit Nup85
Exons: 3
Coding region: 1-3471 (1156 amino acids)
Biological process (GO): protein import into nucleus; mRNA export from nucleus; positive regulation of DNA-templated transcription
Cellular component (GO): nuclear pore outer ring
Molecular function (GO): structural constituent of nuclear pore
Source: RefSeq, a predicted model, not a curated record
AUGUCCUUCAAGGUCCCCUACGAAUCGAGCCCGCCACCCUCUACGCCGGACAAGUCCAAAGGGCAGAGCUUCUGGAGCAAUGUCUCCACGACACCUGCCGGCCCGCCGCCAUCAACGGCAAACUCAUUCACUCCGCAAGGGCAUCCCCCAUCGACCGCGUUCGGAACGUCGCAGUUAGAUUCGCAUUCCAAGGUCAAUUUUGGACAAUCGAGUAACUCGCUUUUCACCAAAUCUGGAGGUUUCAAGACGGGCGACAGUAUCUUCGGAUCUUCGUUUGGUUCAGACUUUGGUCUUCCCAAAACAAAGGCACCUCCCGCCAGACCACUCGCACCUACACCGUCGCAGGGCCGAUUCGGUGGUGCCACGAAUGGCGGCUCUUUCGGGCGUUCCGUAACCUUCGGCGAGUCCAAUGGUUUCGGUUCAUCUCAGAUGGACCAGUACGAGGAAUACGAAGACGAAGGCGAAGAGGAGAUGGAGCCCGAGGAGGAGGAAAUGCAAGAAGAGGAAUAUGAGGACGAAGCCGAGGAAGAAGAUGCGGAGGGCGAUCUGGACCUGAGCACUCGCGAACCCUCCAACCGACUCAGUUUCUUGGAUUCCACCUAUGGCAACCCAUUGCCAGCACAAGCCCCCGCGUUCGGCCAAGUGCGUAAACAGAUCUACUCGAACCCUACCGAUGCAAAGCGCCCGAAGCUUGACGAGCGCUGGGCCAACCAGUCACCACUGCGCAAGACGAAACUGUCUCCCAAGAAAGCGUCUGCGAUGCCCUCGAUUCUGCACAACAUGGCCUCGAGAACCCGCCUACCCCCCGCCGAUGAGCCUGCCGAUAUGAUCCUCAACACGGAGGAUACGAUUCUCAGACUGUAUGAUGAGCUGCAAAGUGUAGAGUAUCGGCAUCUCGAUCUCGAUGGUGUGCUUUCUCACAUUUCCAACAAGCUUGUCAACACUUGGGAUACAUGCGCAGACCGCAGCGGGAUUUCUAGACCUUAUGGCGUUGGCUCGAGCAUUGGCCCUGGAGAGGACGCUCCACCACUGGUCAAGGCUAGCUUUUUGGCUUCUCUAUUGCUCCAAAUUCACCACCCUUCUCGAGGUUCUGCUCCAAUUGCAAGCGCAUCGAACCCUGCUGCGCGCGUGGCACCUAAUAGUCUGGUCAAGGCUAUGCAGCGUGCUAGUGUGGCCACUCCAAUCCCACAGAUUCUACUGGACUGGCUGAACGGAAACCACGCGUCUCAGACUAAUGAUCUGCAGGCGCUGCGGUACGUGGAGCCUAACCCGACUGCUUCAUCAAACUUCUGGGAUAUCAUCAACGCAGCCGUUCUUCGCGGCCGUUUCGCCGAAGCGGCUGAGAUUCUUCGUUCUGCGGAUUUCAACUAUGCUCGAUCGGCGUUGGAAGAUGGCCUUGCCCAGCCCGGCUAUCGUGGAAUGCAGCUGCAGAACAUCCAGCGCUGCGUCAAUAAAGCGCUUCAGAUUCUCGACUCUUGCCCCGGCUUCCAAGAUGACGACUGGGCCAUCACCGGUCCUGAUUGGACCGAUUAUCGUAAGAGUGUUCUCUCCGCUGUCACCGAUCUCGAAGAGUUCGCCGAGGGUGAAGAGCGAGACCAGGCCCAAGUGCCCGUGCAAAAUCACGGGUUCCAGGCUGUAAACUUUGGUUUAUCGAACUUUGGCCAGGGUCAGAACCAGGUUAGCUUCACUCAGUCUGCGCGUAUGGCCGAGAGUCGCGUGCCGUGGACCAUCUAUCAAAGCCUGCGAUCGCUGUAUCGGAUUAUUCUGGGUGAUCCUGGUACUAUCAAGGAUUACUCGCAAGACUGGGUCGAGGCGACUAUUGGUUUGACUGCAUGGUGGGACGGCGAAGACGACGGCGGUGCUUUCCGCGCCAGCACGACGAGUGUUGACUUCCAGCGCUCCCGUGGAUCUCGGAACCAGCUUCGCGAGGUGGAUCGCAACAUGCGAGACGCAUAUCUGCGCCGCUUGGACCUGGCGUUCAGCAGUGCGACUAACGAGCCGUCCGAUGACACCGGUUUCCGGGUGAACACUAUGAACAGCUUGGAAGUUGGUUUGGCGUCUGUGUUUGAGGGCAAUGUUCAAGGUGUGCUGGCAUUAAUACAGUCAUGGUCUCUUUGCAUCACGGCUGCAAUCACGGAAGUGGCCGAGGUUGCUGGCUGGCUGCAGGAUGGAAGCCAGCAGAAGAUGCCAGGUCUCAGCGAGAAUGACCUUAUGGUUCUUUCUUACGGUCAGGGCACCCUGCCUCCGUCUCGGGAACUUACUCGGGAUGAGGCGAUGCGGAAUUAUGCGUUUGGAUUGAAUGAGCGCCAUUCUAUUGAGAACGAGACUUGUUCUCGUGAUGGCUGGGAGAUGGCCAUUCAAGUUCUCUCCCGCCUGCACGAUUUGGACAUGAGGAAGAAAGCUGUCACGGAGAUCGUGGAAAAGCUACCGCUCGACAAUCUUGAUCAGCUUGAUAAGCUGGUCGUGCUGUGCUCAGAUUUGGCAUUGGAAGAGCAGGGUCGGAAGAUUGCCGAGCGCUUUGGUGAUUUGACCACCGACACCUCGGAGAACUACGGUCUCGCUCUCGUCAGCUAUGCCCGUGCCCACAACCGUCGCAAGGUCCGGGCCGUCGUGGAGCUCCUUAUCUCUUUCAGUCUGGUGCAAUCGCGCGCCUACCCUGCUGCUGCCGAUCUGGACGAUCAACUCAGAUCUUUGCUCAAGGAACCCAAGACAUGCCUUUCGUCCAUUGCUUCAAUCAACGAGGAAGCCGCCAGUAUCCUUCAGUUCUACCUUAGUGGAUAUGCCACACUUCGCCGGUUCUAUGAAAUUCGCGAUGAGGCGUUGGGAUUGGCGGAGGGCCAGCUCCCGCGAUUCAAGCCGCUUGCUCGUCGCCGCGCUGCAGCUAAGGCUCUUGCGGCAGUUAUUAGCAGUGCUGCCGAUAAUAUCUACGGUGGUUUGUUCGACCCGGAGCGUGACUCUGCCGUCCAGGUAGAUGGGUUGAUGGCGUUGUUGGGCGAGGCAUUGCCAUUCGUCAACCAACCAUCCCCCAUCCUCACCGUCUCCCAGCAAUUCACAAUUCUCUCCGCAAUUGAAGACCUCGAAACGGUUACCCCCCGGGUCUAUGCCCAAUGCGAAGAAUGCUUCCGCUCCACCCUCCUCUCCGCAAACGCAACAACCUCCUUCCCCUCCCCUCCAUCCCCACGCACUCUCCUCAAGAAAUCCGUCUCCGCCUUUUCAGCAUCAACCUUCUCUAUUAUCGGUUCCGACAUGCUCGAGUCUGCCCGCACCCGCUCUGCUUCGGGCUCGGUUCCCACUUCCACCGGUAGUUCGGGCGUGCUUGUCCCGCGACCUGGCGAUAAGGACGCCGGGUCGGUCCGUGGUUGGGAUUGGAGGGUGGGUCUGCCUGAGGGGACGAGGGGCGAGGAUGUACUCCGGAUGUUGAGAUUGGGGCUUGCGCGUGGCUUGAGUGUUGGUGCCUUGGGAGUCGUUUAG